GGAGGACCGGGAGUUGGCCGAUUGGCAGGGAGCCCCAGUGCCAGCCGACAGCAAAGCACAGAAGCCAGACCCCCCUAACUGCCAGCCAGGCCGCGCUGCACCUCCCGGGCCGCCCCGCCAGGCUCCCCUCCCAGAGCCCCAGCACCGACACAGACCUGGGCCUUGCAGGGUGGUGGCAGCAGGGCCCAGAGCCCGAGGAAAGUGAGGAGAAGAGAGGCCAAGGCUCUUGUCUGGCCCUCUCGUUCCCAUGGAAACCGCCGGCAUUGAGCAGUGCAGUCUGGGAGAGCGGCCAGUGAGGGGCACUUUCCCCUCCCACCCGGAGCCGCCCACCACGCCCCUGCUGACAGCGAGUCUGCCUUCCAGGCGGGGGUCUACUCCCCCUGGGUCUGGCAGCCCCUCAUCCUUCUGCUCUUUCCAGUGAAGAAACUGGGCGCUCAGCACUAAGCAUUUCCUGAGGGCACCCCAGCUGUCCCCAACCCCCGGAGGCUGCCGGCCCCGAGGACGGCACCCCCCUUCCCAGGGCAGCAGAGAUGACUGCAGUGAGCCUGCCCCACUGCCUGCCUUCUACACACCUGCUCCUGUGGGCCACCAAGGGUGUCAUUCAGCCUGGCAAACCGUCCCAGAUCAGCAUAGACAGCCCCUCCUCCAGGAAGCCCUGCCUGCCCGCCCCUCCUCACCUUCUCUCUACCCUUCUCCCCGCUGCCGUGGAUGCACAUGGUCUUCCUGGCUCCUCCGAUCUCGCCUCCGGCAGCCUCGGGUGUCAGGGCCCCCGGCCCUGGAGAAAGAGGCCUGAGCCUCUCACCGGCUUUGUCUCCGCACUGGCCCAGGGAGGUCACCCCUUGCCACCAUCUCACACUUGCUGUUCAGUGCCCUGCUUCUUGACACGUAGUGGGAUUGGACUGUUUGGGGCUCAGGGUGGGUCGGUGGACAGAUGCCUCACUCCUGGGUGGUGGGUGAGGACAGAAGCUGCUGGACUCACUGGCGGAGACGUGGGACUUCUUCUUCGGCGACGUGCUGCCCACGCUGCAGGCCGUCUUCUAUCCGGUGCAGGGCAAGGAGCCGUCCGUGCGCCAGCUGGCCCUGCUGCACUUCCGGAACACCAUCACCCUCAGCGUGAAGCUGGAGGAGGCGCUGGCCCGCGCCCACGCCCGCGUGCCUCCCGCCAUCGUGCAGAUGCUGCUGGUGCUCCAGGGUGUACACGAGUCCCGGGGUGUGACCAAGGACUACCUGCGCCUGGAGACGCUGAUCCAGAAGGUGGUGUCGCCCUACCUGGGCACCUACGGCCUCUACUCCGGCGAGGGCUCCUUCUCACACUCCUGCAUCCUGGAGAAACACUUCCUGCGCCGCGCCCGCUCCGGGGACAUCCUGGCCAAGAACCCGGUGGUACGCUCCAAGAGCUACAACACACCGCUGCUGAACCCUGUGGCGGAGCACGAGGCGGAGGGUGUGGCGGCCGGAGGCACCAGCAUCCGCAGGCACUCGGUCUCCGAGAUGACGUCCUGCCCGGACGCGCAGGGCCAGGGCCCUGCAGGGGACUUCACGCCCUCCCCGGGCCUGCAGCCGGGGCCCUGCCCCAGCAGACUGUACCCGGAUUGCACGCAGUCCCCCGAGGCCGGCCCUGCCUGCGGCUCCCCACCUUCCUCCAGCCCAGAGAACCUGGUGGACCAGGUCCUGGAGUCCGUGGACUCGGACUCCGAAGGCAUCUUCAUUGACUUUAGCCGGCGCAGUGGGCCUGGCGCCUCCAAGCUGGAGGGGGACAGGGGCCGCCAGAGCAUUGUGUGAGGUCCUGGCGUUUUUACUGAGCCCAAGUGCGAGCCUGUG
This is a messenger RNA of Artibeus jamaicensis (Jamaican fruit-eating bat), 1821 nucleotides long. RefSeq names its product proline rich 5 (gene PRR5). Gene Ontology annotation, cellular component: TORC2 complex. Bases 531 to 1712 code for a protein of 393 amino acids. Lineage: Eukaryota; Metazoa; Chordata; Mammalia; Chiroptera; Phyllostomidae. Gene Ontology annotation, biological process: TORC2 signaling. The transcript has 5 exons. The record is from RefSeq and is a predicted model, not a curated record.